This is a messenger RNA of Amblyraja radiata (thorny skate), 2214 nucleotides long. It is a transcript of the gene sfxn3, whose product is annotated as sideroflexin 3. NCBI's taxonomy places the organism in Eukaryota, Metazoa, Chordata, Chondrichthyes, Rajiformes, Rajidae. Bases 124 to 1092 code for a protein of 322 amino acids. Gene Ontology annotation, biological process: monoatomic ion transport; serine import into mitochondrion. Gene Ontology annotation, molecular function: monoatomic ion transmembrane transporter activity. The transcript has 11 exons. Gene Ontology annotation, cellular component: mitochondrial inner membrane. The record is from RefSeq and is a predicted model, not a curated record.
GGGGAGGCGGGCGCCUGGUUGUACCGAGGGCCGCGGGUGAAGGGUGAAGGCGGCGGCGGCGGUGGUUCUUCUUCUUUAACGCGUCUCCCAGUUCAGGGCUUCACAACCCAGCCACAGUGCAAAAUGUCUGGACUGUUGAGAUCUGAUAUAAAUUUAAAAGAACCACGAUGGGACCAGGGGACCUUCAUGGGAAGAGCCAAGCACUUCUUCAUGGUGACUGACCCUCGCAACAUUUUAGCAUCUAGUGAAGAACUGGGGGCAGCCAAGACUGUUAUUGAAGACUACAAGCUUGGCAAAAUCCCACCAGGACUGACUGAGGAUGAGCUCUGGCAGGCAAAGUAUCUCUACGAUUCCGCUUUUCAUCCGGAUACAGGGGACAAAAUGAUUCUCAUCGGACGGAUGUCUGCACAAGUUCCAAUGAACAUGUCUAUAACUGGCUGCAUGCUGACCUUUUACAGGACAACUCCAGCGGUGGUCUUUUGGCAAUGGGCCAACCAGUCCUUCAAUGCAAUCGUUAACUACACCAACAGAAGUGGAGAUACGACGCUGACAGUGGGCCAGCUGGGCACAGCAUACGUCAGUGCAACUACAGGCGCGGUGGUCACUGCUCUUGGGCUGAAGUCUCUCACAAAGCAUUUGCCUGCCUUGAUUUCUCGUUUUGUGCCCUUUGCUGCAGUCGCUGCUGCCAACUGCAUCAAUAUCCCUUUCAUGAGACAGAGAGAACUUAAAUAUGGAAUACCGGUCACAGAUGCCAAUGGGAAUCGACUAGGGGAGUCGGCUAAGGCAGCACAACAAGCCAUUGUCCAGGUUGUGGUAUCUCGGAUUGGUAUGGCCAUACCUGCCAUGGCAAUACCCCCAGUUAUCAUGAAUGCUUUGGAAAAGAGAGCACUUUUAAAGCGUUUUCCAGUGUUCAAUGCCCCAAUUCAGGUUGGGUUGGUCGGCCUUUGCUUGGUCUUUGCCACUCCUCUAUGCUGUGCACUGUUUCCACAGAAAAGCACCAUGAAGGUUUCCAGACUUGAACCAGAACUUCAGGCUCAGAUUCAGGCAAAGAAUUCAGCUAUUAAUGUUGUAUACUUCAACAAGGGCUUGUAGAUUGUUGUCACAUCAGCAGCCUGCCCAAGACCGUCAACCAUUCACCUCAGCAGCAACAGUAACUGUCCCUUCAAUUGUGUGAAUUGAUCACCCUCCAAUCUGCCCCUCAUAGUUUCUUGAAAGUCACCCUGGGAGGGUGAAGUAUCCUUGCUGAAGGCAAGGAUGCUGGUUGCUAAAAGGGGUAAAGAAGACCCACUUGUAUCAUUGGACAUUGUAACAUUUAUAAUUGAGCAGAACUUGACAGAUGUUUAAACAUCAUGCACAGUGGAAAUUAAAGAUUAGAAGGUUUUCCAGGAGCCAGUCACUGACUGGAAACUUGGAAUUGGCAAGUUUUUUUGUAUUACUGGGAUUGGGUAUAAAUAAUUGACACCAAACUGCAGAAGUGAUCAUGAUGAACACACAACUGCUAACUUCUCCAUCCACUCAGGGAUCUGUAACUCAUCCAGUCCAAUGUAUGCCUGAACUUAAACUUAAAACUUCCCACAUUCAUUUCUUCCAAAAAAAACCUACAGCAAAUCCCACAAAUGUUAACUUUGAACAAGCACUCUCUUGCUAUAUUUUUUUAGUUCUAAUCAUCCACAAUGAUUUGUGGUCAAUUUUUGUCCCACCAUCUGUCAGUCACCCCCCCCCCCCCCCCCUCCCCCACUUACCUGUAUCCAACUAUCACUCACCAGGCUUUGCCCCAACCCAUCUCUUCCUACUUCCAACCUACCCCAAUCAGUCUGAAGAAUUGUCCCGAGCGAAAACGUCUCCUAUCCAGUUUUUGUCUUUUUUUUGGUCUCAUACAAUCCAACCGCCUUUUGAUUGCGAUGGUGCUUCCAGACCAAGAAUGCGCUUGCAUUUUAUUAGCUCCAAGACGGACACAGCCUAGGAUGAUCCCCCACUGGAACUAAGGUUGGGAAUGGGUUGAGGUUGUAGUCAAAGAGUCACGUAGGGCAACAUAAUAACAGGCACUUCAGCCCACCAUGUCCCUGCUAACCCUUUUGUCCAUCUACACCAAUCCCAUUUGUGAUUGGUAUUUUCCCCCUUGUUAUCUGAAAUUCAACCAUCUAUUAUCUUCAUGGUCUUUGCAGUGUCCUCCACAGUGAAGACUGAUAAAAAAAAUUGAAAUAACAAAUCGUC